Phyllostomus hastatus (greater spear-nosed bat) is the source of this 447-nucleotide messenger RNA. Its product is annotated as cytochrome c oxidase subunit 6B2. NCBI's taxonomy places the organism in Eukaryota, Metazoa, Chordata, Mammalia, Chiroptera, Phyllostomidae. The transcript has 4 exons. Gene Ontology annotation, cellular component: respiratory chain complex IV; mitochondrion; mitochondrial crista. Bases 72 to 329 code for a protein of 85 amino acids. The record is from RefSeq and is a predicted model, not a curated record.
GACGGGCACCCCGGACAGAGCCACAAGCACAGGGACGCGCUGACAUCAGCCUAGAGCUGCUGACUCAGUGCAUGGUGGACAAGAAGCCCUCCAAGGGGCCAUGGCCCACGCCACCUUUCGACCCGCGCUUCCCCAACCAGAACCAAACCCGCAACUGCUACCAGAACUUCUUGGACUACCACCGCUGCAUGAAGAAGAUGAACCGCCGCGGGAAGAGCGCUCAACCCUGCGAGUAUUUCUUCCACGUGUACCGUUCGCUGUGCCCCAUCAGCUGGGUGGAGCGCUGGACGGAGCAGAUCAAGUCGGGGACCUUCCCGGGCAAAAUCUGACGGUCUGAGCUCGCGGCUCCUCCGAGAGACCAGCCCCAGGCGCCCCCAUCUCCUCGUCUCCCGGACACCUAGCCCCGGCUUCCCACCGCCAGUCUCUAAGCACCGAAUAAAGCUAUGC